AUGAAGCUUUUACCAACUUUAGCGGUCUCUGCAUUUGCCGCGGACGACUACUGGGUUAACAACUACGAUGAAUCGGCACGAGUUCCAUGCGGGCAAAUCGACUCGGUGGACGAUGUCACCCACAUCAGCUGGUUCAAGACGUCCAUUACUGCGGAUAACCAAAUAGGCGGAACAGAAGAAGUCGCAGAACUUAUCCGCGAGAAUGGAGACAAUAGGAAAGAGUCGAAGAUCGAUGGGUUCAGUAUCAAUGAUGAUGGCUCUCUUUCCAUCCAAAAAGCUGAGGGUAGCGAAUUCACGCCAGAAGACGCUGGUUUCUACAGAUGCUCCGUUAACAAAGGAUCCGACCCUGUCGAUUACUCAUACAAAUUUAAAGUCAACUACUUGCUGGACAAAAACGACUUGACCCCAUUUGUCAGACACAAGAAAUUCGGCCCAAAGGGUGGCAUGGAAUACCCAGAAGGAAUCCACUACGACAUCGCCGAAUGUGAAUCGCGCGAAGCCGGUCCCGAUGCGGCGAUCCUGAGGUGGCGCGCGCUUGACGAAAGCGGCGCCGAAAUCAGUGACUCAUCCGUCUUCAGCGCUUGCAAAGGUGGCGAUGACAGCAACUUCUGUGGCAAAACUAAUGACUAUGUAAUGGACAAGAAAGAUCAACGAGCUUUGCAAACUACUACUCUUCCAUUAGCUUUUACAGCAGAUGGCUUUGGCGGAAUCAACUCUGACUUCGACAAGGCGCAUUUUGAAUGCGUAGCAAUCUACAAAGAAGCAAGAAAUGGUAUUCUCAAAGAACUCCCCAAGAGUACAAGAUGGCCAGCAGACAAUAAACUCGUUCGAGUUCUGCAUCCCGUGAAGAAUGUUGAAAUUCUCGUAAAUGGUGCGUCCGUACAAGCUGGUGUGCUCGAUACGACCUAUGGCGAGCCAGAGCUCGAUUGCACCUCUGAUGGUUAUGACAAUGAGAGCGAUAACGAGGUUGUUCCAAGCCGAAACGACGCUGGAGCCAACAUUGAAUUUGGCUGCAAAGCUCGAAACGGUCAAAACGAAGGCAAUUGGGUGGAAAAAUCAUUUAUCUUUACUCAAGCCAGUCUAAGCGAUCCAACAGCUACACAAAGCCAUGGCGGUCUCAAGGUUGAAGUUACUGCUGAUAGUUCGCCGGCAGACGCGAAAAAAGGCUCGGCUGUAUACAAAUGCGAUCAACUGCCAAAGAAGCAGGCAAAGGGAACUAAAGAAAACAGAGACAUGUUUGAGUACUUGGAAGCUAACUGUGUCAAAGCGACUCCAGCUGGAGAUGCAAAUACCCACGUCAUCAAUCCAGAAGAUAACCAAAAGCCAUUCACCGUAGCUGUGUCUACCUUGGAAGUAACUGAUUCGGAAGGAAACACAGAAACUCUAUACAAUUACGCGACUCUCCCAUCGGGAAGAGACGGCAGUGUGCCAGUAGAUCAAGAGUUCCCUAUUGAAGCUUGGUUCGAAAACAUGCCAUUCGGAGAGCCAGAUGAUCAAGUUGAAGCAUAUUACUAUGACGAGACUCAACAAAAGCUUAUCCCAAUUGAUGGAGAAGUGGUUGAUCAGAGGGAAACCGAGCGAUUCCACGUUAUUGUCGAUCCUCAACCAGAAGACGGAGGAAAAUAUGUUCUUUGCUACGAUUUCUCCAACAGUGUUGACGAAAACAAGUACACCGGAGCUACUUUCGAAGAUGUAAAGAAUGAUUUACAUCGAGACCACGCCGACUUCUGCCGCUUCUACGAAAACUCAUUCCUAGACACUGGUAACCUCAUGGGCUUGCUCUUUAUUCCCAUUUUGCUGCUUCUCGCUCUGAUCAUUUACUGCAUCUGGAAACAUUGCUGCGCCAAAGAUGAAGGAGAAGCAGAAGACGACACCGAAAAAUGUGAUCCAGAUGUUAAAGAAAUUGCUGGCGGUCCCGAGCAAGGUCCCGAAGUGCAAGCCGUCGAACGAACCCACUCUCACCGACUUAAUUCUGAUGCCAGAUGCGACUUUACGAAUGAUGAGUCUCCAACUGCCGAUGAAACCACGGGCUUUCAAAAGAUUGAGUGGAGUGUUCGCACAUUGAAUGGUCAAGUACCUUCUCCCGAGAGACUCGUGAUUUUCAGUGAGAAUAAGCCAAAAACCGACAUCAAAGAAGCUGGCUACGACUUCGACAGGGCAACAGGAGAUCUUCUUGUAACCAGGGCUCCUCUAACCAUGGACGAUGCAGCAUUCUUCUCCUGCGCAAUUACACACGAACAAGGGGAAGACUUCCAAGACACGAAACUUCUAGUUUUCUCAGCACCACCAGAGUCACAGCGACGACCCGACGUAUUCAAAGUUGCCGACCAGCGGGACAACGAAGAGUUUACCUUCCACGAGAAUCAAUUAUCAAGUCAGAUUACUGAAAUCGCAAUGUGUCGUAGCGGAUACGCUUCACCAGAGCCUGAAAUCAGCUGGGUGAUUGAAGACAAGGCCGGAAACCGAAUCAGAACUAUCGACAUCAACACGAUCAGAUCUGACGAUUUCGAAGACUUCUUCGUUGAUUUCGAUAAUGAGCUUGGAAAGCAUGGUACAAAAGAGGUCGAUCUUCCACUCAAGAUUCACUUGUCUUCUGAGUUCCAUCUUCAUAAAUUUAAAUGCGUUGUUACUUAUCAGCUCGCUGGGGAUAAUCAUGAAGUCGUUACAAAAAGCUACGAACGUCACUACCCCCCACGGGACGUGAUAAAAGUCAUCCACCCCGUGUCCUCUGUCUACCUCGUCAAAGAUGACGAAGAACUAGGCGACGUUCUUGAUAUCAGUGGCUCUGAUGUCCAGAACAUUGCCUGCAAAGCAAACGGAUACGACCCCGGCCAAGAGUCACAUGUGACAAUGAUUCCAUCCUUGUCCGAGUUGGAAAAGGAAAUCAUCAAAUGCUCAAGUAGCAAAAGGCGCGUUUGCAGAAUGACCAUCACCUGCGCUGCAAAGAACUCGCUUAAUGACGAGGAGCCCAAAGAAGCGAACUCAAAUGAUCAACUCGAGGUCACCUGGUAUCCUGCCUCUCCAAACGAAAAGCUUAGUGGAGGUAGCCUCGUGAAGAAACUCGAACGCUCUAAAAGUGAAAUCAAUGCGGAACCUUCUGGAAGAGUCUUUUUAUCCCCAAACGAGCGAUACGUUGCAGUAGUUUCUAUUCCCGGUGAGAGCUACAAAAAGGCAGAGUUCUUCGUUCCCGUUUUGGAGAUCCAGAAAGCCGGAGGAAAACCAACGAUUGAAGACGGAAAAGAAGGAGUUGGUGGAAAGUGGCUGGCAGUGGAGAAUCCCUUCUCUGGUCAUCGAGUUGGCGCCAAUUCAAUAAUCUUCUUCAAGUGGCACCAGAAUGCUCACAAAUUCACGCGACUCGAUGAUUCUUCAGAAGAAAAGCUCACAAACGGCGUAAACCGACUUGGAGUCGAUCCUCCAUUAGCUUCCCGGUUUGUCAAAGAUCCGAUUGGUGGAGAAUACAUCGCAUGUUACGAUAUCUUCCAUGAUGCGGAUAAAACAAUCAUGAAUCGAUCAUUCCGAAUUUUCGAGGCGGCAGCUGAAGAAGUUCACAGAACCCUUAACUCACAGGACUCCGAAUUCAAUCAGUGCCGUUUUUACAGAGUAAAAGAACAGGAGGGAUACUGGUGGUUGUGGAUCAUCAUCAUCGUAUUGCUUUUGAUUUCUAUUGCAAUCGGAGCGAUUUAUUUGCGAAUUCGAAGCGAGCAAGAGCAGGACGAGGACACUUAUUCAAAAAUCGAGGAGCCCCUGGAGGGACCUUCCGUUAUCGCCGUGCAAACAGAAACCGCGGCCGAUACGCGCGCUGAGUUUACCUACAGGGUCAACAUCAUUCCCAUCGACCAAGAAACAAUUCCGGAAGGACCGACCUCACAUCCGCCAAUAACGUGUUCAUCCGAGUCCGAGGUUGAGGAGUCAGAAGAAGAGGAGCAAAACUGUGAUCUCGGAGAGCAGGCUCCAAUGUUGCGAAUGAGAGGCAACGAAUGA
Oikopleura dioica is the source of this 3981-nucleotide messenger RNA. The record is from the annotation of a GenBank genome assembly. Lineage: Eukaryota; Metazoa; Chordata; Appendicularia; Copelata; Oikopleuridae.